Messenger RNA from Nezara viridula (southern green stink bug), 436 nucleotides. The record is from the annotation of a GenBank genome assembly. NCBI's taxonomy places the organism in Eukaryota, Metazoa, Arthropoda, Insecta, Hemiptera, Pentatomidae.
CUCGUCAGCAUUUAAUAUAUAAGAUUUUCUAAGGCUACGUGGCAAGCAGUGCAAGAUGUGGGUCUUCACUACUUUUCUCGUGGUAGCUUUUUUUCACGCCUCUGUGUCUCAGUACUUUAACGAAGAUGCUGAGGAACAACGGGAUUUCGGGAAAGAGGAAGUUGACCGAGAUGAUGAUGGUGUUAUCGUAGUCAUAAACGACGAUCCUGAACCAAAUGACGGAUGGAAACCCGAUGAGGAGGAUCCUCUUCAAGCUGGACCACCGCCGGAGUAUAUGGACGUGCAAGCACCACCUUCGGACUACUUGGAAGUGCCAAGACCACCACAGGACUAUUUCGAAGUGCAAAGACCAGAGCCGGAUUACUUGGAAUUGCAAGGACCAUCACCAUUUGAAUAUGUUUAAGGUAAAAUUGAAGAAGAAAACUUCAACAAGAAU